UGCGCGCAAGCGGACGAAUUUAUUGGAGUCCGGUCUCCGGUGCGGUGAACUUCAUCAUAUGCUUUCCAUUGUCGCGCGACAGCUCGCAGCUGUCAAAUUACGUGGAUCACCGAUGAUUGUAAGAUCCCACCGAAACACAUUUCUCGUCUAGCAUCUUCCAAUCCGAGCAGCUCCAAGAACGGGGUUUCUUCAUCGUCUUGUUGCGCGUUUGUCCUCGUCAUCCUACGUAACAUAACCUAUUUCACGCGACGUCUGCAAAAUCGUCAAAAUCUCGAUAAUUUUGUCGUCAACUUCGCGAAUAAAUCCCGCCAAAAAUUGUCGUGGUAGCUGUUCCCACCUGAAAUUUGCAAUGCGCAAAUAUUUCGCGAUUCGACAGUGCUGAGACGGCGACGAAAAAGUCAACUUGUGAAAUACAUUGUCGGAUUUGUAAAUAUUGCAAAACGAAUUAAGUGCGAGCUGUGAAGAUAUUUGAUAAGCUGGGCGAGAAAUAUAGAAUCGCGACGAGUAUAAAAAACUGGGAGAUAACGUCCGUUCGGAGGUAACACUAGGCUCUAUGGUAAGGAUGAAUAGAAAAACCAACAGUGCGACGGCCAGAUUGAAACAGGAUUAUUUGCGACUCAAAAAGGAUCCAGUACCGUACGUUCUUGCGGAACCAGUGCCUUCGAAUAUAUUAGAAUGGCACUAUGUAGUCAUAGGACCAGAAAAGACUCCAUACGAGGGUGGUUUCUAUCAUGGAAAACUCAUAUUUCCAGGAGAGUUUCCAUUCCAACCACCUAGUAUUUAUAUGACCACUCCAAAUGGUCGAUUUAAAGUCAACACAAGAUUAUGUCUUUCCAUUUCCGAUUUUCACCCUGAUACAUGGAAUCCAGCGUGGAGUGUAUCUACUAUUCUUACAGGAUUGCUUAGUUUUAUGAUUGAGAAAAGUCCUACACUUGGUAGCAUUAAUACAACAGAUUAUGAGAAGAGACAGCUAGCUGCACAGAGUUUAGAAUACAAUCUGAGGGACAAAAUGUUUUGCGAACUAUUUCCAGAAACUGUCGAGGCGAUCAAAACUGAGCUGGAGCGUCGAAAAGAGCUUGAGAAACAAGCGAGGCAUCAGUCCACCGCAUCCGAGGUCUCUUCCUUGAUACGAGACCAGUUGCAGAGAGAACAAAGCCCAUUACAUAGCGCACUGGCCAAUCUCGUCGUUAUCAUCGGCUUUGCAGCAUUCGCAUACACAGUGAAAUAUGUAUUGAGGAGCAUAGCUAUGGAAUAAAUCGGAAUCUGAAUUUCAAAUCACAACGAGCACAAAAUGGGAGAGCCAUGACGAUCAUGUGUGUACAUUUUGAAACGCGACGAAGAACAUAAAAAGAAGAUGCUAGGCUCCCAUAUUUGCCUGUUGAUCUAUCUUUCGAAUCUGUGCAGCAUUUGGUUUUGCACGGUUCGGAGAACUUUUGCCAGCGUGAAACCUUUGAAUAGUUUGAUAGAUUUUUAUAUCAAGUUGAUUGUAACAUACAAGCUGUAUUGUAAUCCGAAUGCUAUCCAGCUAUUUAUCAAUGAGGAAGAGUCAUCGUAACCUCUCUUAAUUCAAUUGAAAGAGAUGUGUAACAGAUGAAACAAUUUAAUCGCAGUGGCUUCCCGCCUUUUUUAUAUCAGAUUUGCACUCUUCUAGCAAUGUAAUUAGAGAAACUAAGUUUCUUCGCUUAUGGUGCUGCAACAUUCUUCCUUUCAUUGAAUUUUCUACACUUUUAAGAUUACGUAGAGUCAAAAUAUAUCCAAAGAGAGAGAUACACAUUUUACACAAUACAUCUACUUAAUCCUGUUAACAGAGAAUCUCUUGGAUAGAAAUGCACAAAUUUAUCGCACUCUACAAUGUGCCAAUGAGAGUAAGUCUAAAAAUGUAAUUAAAUCAGAUUAUGCUUGAUAGCCUGACUUAUUCCAUUAAUUUAACAAGUUUAUUUGUAAAUAGAUAUUGUAAGAACAAAGAAGCACGUCAUAUAGAAAUAAUCUCGAUAUUAACAUAACAUAAAGAUAAAUCUGCCGCGAAUGUAAUUAUAUUCAUUGAAUCAUUAGUAAUUACCUCGAGACUUUCUUUAAAAAAAAAAUGGUUUGAUUAAUCUUUUCGCUACGAAUGGUAUAUGUAUAUAUACAUAUAUGUCUUUUUAUUACAUUUAUUUUUGCAAAUAAGAUGUCAAUUAUUAACAAUUGAAAAUUAGACAACACUGAAAUGCCUAAAACAUUUGAUUGUGAAAUGAUUUGAUGUCCGAUAAUACGUAUCUUAACUAUCUAAUCUAUAUGGUAACGUGGCAAGUUUUUUAAAGAUAUUAUGAGCAAAUUUUCACAACAAUUUAUUAUUUUGAAGUAUUUGAUACAUUUGAUGCAUCAAUUUUAUAAAAUCAAAAUAAAUACUAGUGUUGUGUUGCUAACAUCUUUUGCAUCGCAGGGUGGUAGAGCAUUUCAUAAAUCACUAGCAUAUAAUAGUAAUUGUUUCAUACCAUACAUAGCAAACGCUUUUAGUCUCAAGCACGCUGUAGCGUGAAAGGGUUAAUAUAUUUCUUAUUUAUAUAUUCUCUUUAAAUGGCUCAUGGGACUUUUUUUUUUUUUUUU
Molecule: messenger RNA, 2586 nt
Organism: Formica exsecta
Lineage: Eukaryota; Metazoa; Arthropoda; Insecta; Hymenoptera; Formicidae
Product: ubiquitin-conjugating enzyme E2 J2-like
Exons: 4
Coding region: 554-1255 (233 amino acids)
Source: RefSeq, a predicted model, not a curated record